GUUUCCACUGAAAUUACUAAGUAACCCUUCCGUCCUUUUUUUCGCCUGCACAUUUUUCUUUAUUCUUCGUUUUCUUCGUCCUCCCCAAAUCACACAGAAAACACCAUCUCCUUUCUAGUUCGCCCCCAAAUCAAACCUUGCAGAAAACUUGACUCCAUAAUGAAACCUUGUCUUCAAGAUUUUAACUGAAUCUUUAAACCUAAACCCACUUCAAUUUUUCCCCGAAUCAAAUCAGUUCUUCAGGAUUUCAAUUGUAUCCUUAUACCCAACCCCAAUUGCGGUUACACUUCAACCUAACUUUACAUCAAAUUCAAUUUGAUAUGAAGAUUUCUUCCAUUAUUCUGCUACCUUGACCACAUCCUAAUUGGUUUCCUCAUACAAUUGACUACAUAGACGUUGAUCGAAGAUUACAUAGAUGCCAAAGAAGUUACAUUCGGACACACAUUCAUCUUUCUUUGCUCAGUUGACACACAUGUUCUUUGUAACAGUGAGUGCAUGAGGUGAUUCAUCAAGUGCAAGCCAUUGUUCAAUAGUAAAAAGCUUCUGAGCUAAAGAAGCAUACCAACCACUUGAACGUAGUCAACAUAUCAACCACUUUUUGCCUGGGGACUAUAGGAGCAAUAGAUCAGCUCUCUUUGACGGAAUAGAAGAGGGAGGAAUCAGGGCUGCUCCAUCAUACUCCCAUGAAGUUGAUGAGCAGGAAAAUGAUAGAGCUAUGGAUGGACUUCAAGAUAGAGUCCUCUUGUUGAAGUGAGAAAAGAAAAGCAAAUUGGUUGCAUCUGUCUUCGGGGAUCACAAAUUUUCUUUUAGACUCCCAUUGCAGUGGUGUUUCGUUUUUCCUCGGUCGGCCCUUCCACCGUGGCAGCGGUUUUCUAGUAUCUCCGUCACUUCCACUUCCUCUUUCAAAUAUGAAAUCGGCAUAAUCAAUUUCACUCAAACAAAAUUCAAUCCGAAAUUUCCAAAAUCAAAACGAUGAUGAUGAUGAUCAACAUCAUGGGAGGAGAUUGGCAAGAGAUUACCCAAUCAAUCAUAAUCGGUUUAAUCUUCUCAUUCCUCGUCGCCAAAUUAAUUUCAAUGGUAAUCUCAAUCAAAGAUGCAAAUCUCAAAGUAACUCGCGAACAAGAAGAAGAAGAUGACGAUGAUAAUACAAAACCUAAUCAGGAAUCAACAUCAUUACCAGAAGUUAAAGAAGAAGAAGAGAUUGUUGAAUCUGAUGAGAAGAAGAAAUCUGCUGCUACUACUAGGGUUGUAAGUGAGAGUGAUGAAGAUGGUGAUGAUGAUUGGGAAGGAGUUGAAAGUACUGAAUUAGAUGAGAUAUUUAGUGCUGCUACUGCAUUUGUAGCAACAGCUGCUGCUGAUAGGUUGUCACAGAAAGUAUCAAAUGAUGUUCAGUUGCAAUUGUAUGGUUUGUAUAAGAUUGCUACUGAAGGUCCUUGUACAUCUUCUCAGCCUUCUGCUAUCAAAUUGACUGCUAGAGCUAAAUGGAAUGCUUGGCAGAAACUUGGCGCAAUGCCACCGGAAGAUGCAAUGGAGAAGUACAUUACGAUUGUUAGCGAGAUUUAUCCUGCUUGGAUAUCUGGUUCUUCUGUGAAGAAGCAUGGUGGGGAUAACGAUGGAAAUGAUUCGAAGGGCCCUAUGGGACCUGUUUUCAGUUCGUUUGCAUAUGAGGAAGAGUCCGAAAAUGAACUUAAGAUGGAAGCUAUACAUACAUCUGCAAGAGAAGGAGAGCUGGAUAAUCUGGUGAAACACAUAGAGAGUGGUAUUUCGGUGAAUCUUAAGGAUAGCGAGGGACGCUCUCCAUUGCACUGGGCCGUAGACCGAGGCCACCUUGACAUGGUAGAGUUGCUUCUCAGCAAGAAUGCUGACGUGAAUGCUCAGGACAAUGAAGGACAAACUCCACUGCAUUAUGCAGCCAUGUGUGAUAGAGAAGCCAUUGCAGAAGUUUUAGUAAAGCAAAACGCUGAUACUGAUGUGAAAGACAAUGAUGGCAGCUCUGCAUCCGAUCUUUGCGAAUCAAACUGGUCUUGGCUGCGUAAAUAGAUGAUAUUAACCUUUCAUUUCUCAUCCUAAGAUUUUGUGGGUCUAGUAGAGUUUAUAAUGUACAUCCAAAUUUUGAACCUGAACCAUAUUUUCCUUCGUCUUCCUCAGUAGCACAUGCUUAUGGGUGCUUUAAAAUCGACUCAUUAUUGUAUUUAGUUGGUUUAUAAAAGGAAAGAGGGUUUUUGUAAA
Papaver somniferum (opium poppy) is the source of this 2229-nucleotide messenger RNA. RefSeq names its product acyl-CoA-binding domain-containing protein 1-like. The coding region runs from base 973 to 2040 and encodes 355 amino acids. The transcript is spliced from 9 exons. Gene Ontology annotation, molecular function: fatty-acyl-CoA binding; protein binding. NCBI's taxonomy places the organism in Eukaryota, Viridiplantae, Streptophyta, Magnoliopsida, Ranunculales, Papaveraceae. The record is from RefSeq and is a predicted model, not a curated record.